This is a messenger RNA of Arachis duranensis, 5162 nucleotides long. RefSeq lists its product as uncharacterized. The record is from RefSeq and is a predicted model, not a curated record. NCBI's taxonomy places the organism in Eukaryota, Viridiplantae, Streptophyta, Magnoliopsida, Fabales, Fabaceae.
AAAGGGAAAGACAAGGCUGAGUUGCCCCUUCUACCAUCUGAGGUGGAAUACGGAUCCUUCUUUGCUGAGUUUGUUCUAUGGAAUAGGCCCUCUCACUCUAUCUCAUGUCGGAGAAGAUUAUGUAUGAAUUGGAAUAGCCACGAACGUGUAAGAGGUCAGCUACUUAGUGGAUUUGAUUUAAGGUAUCUCUUGAUCGAAGGGUUCAAGCCGCUAAAGCGGAAACUGCUAUCUCUUCGCCUGAAGCCUUGUGGAUUGAUUGUGGGAUUUAGGCGUGUCACGCCAACCAUCUUCCAGUUCCUGGAUAAUCGUUCCCAGAUAAUGCUUGCCGCAGGGGCUAACCCUAUCUUCGCGCAUACUUCCUUGGUUGUCUGGGAGUUGAAUCAGAAGCAUCGAAUGAAAGGUUCUUUCCAAGACCAUCCGCUAUGGACUGCUGUUGCCGGGCGAGGGUCUAUCUUUUCCUGGUAGUCCACGGGAUUUUACUCUGGGGAAGCUCAUUCCUUGGAUGGAUCAUAACUUAUACAAAGGAUAGUCUCUGUAAGAAGGACCAAAGCGCACAAGCAAGACUGAAAGAACCUAGACAUUCUUGCCAGUCAUAACAACCAGAACGGGUUAGCCUUCGUUUGCCCCAUUGGCGAAAGUCAUAAGUAGUGGUGAAUCCGUGUCGCUACUAGAAAGUGCUUUCCAUAGUUCUAUAGAGAAAAGAGAGAAGAGCAGGCCGAUUUCCUUGACUUUCUUUUUUAUUAAACUUAUUAUAUUAAAAGAAUCGUUUGACUUUGAAUGCCGAAACCUUGAAAGCAAGGCUUUCCAUCCAUAGAAUCUCUUCCUUAUGCUAGCACUUUCAGCUAUCUUUCUUAACCUGGUUCUAUCAAACCAGCUUUGAAACUCCUACCAUCGUCUCAGUGAAGUAGCCUUAACAAAAGGGUUAUGGGAUACGAACGAUUAAGAGUUCUUGCUUAAAAUAAAAGGUACGUACUAACUGAGAGUUGAAUCUAUCCUGACUUUCAAGUAGUGCUUGAUUGAGGGACCCGAAUCCGUACUUUCCGGUACUAUGCCUACUCCCUUUUCCUCUUUCAAGUGGGUUGAACUCUUUCUAAGGCAAAAGGUGAGAGCAGACAGAUCUUCUAUUUAACUUAACAUAAAGCUAGGAAUGCCAAAUCCCAUAACUUUUCUUUCUUGCAUUACGUCAUUAACGUCUAGCUCACCCAAUCAUGCCCUACUCGCCUGAGAGGUCAAUGCCUUUCCUCUUUCUUUUGCUUUGGCCGGCUCUUAUUGAAGUCGCCCGACUCCACGUGUCCGCGAAACAGUUCCGAAGUAGCUUCACGAGUGAAUGAAGGCGCUGUAAGCGUUAGUGAAUACUCGUUCCAUGGAGACAAAGACCUCCGGCGUAAACGUUCCGUCAAACGUCACUUUUCUCGCUGUGAACCCUUUCGAUUAUUAGUAGCGGGUGGUGAAGUAGCCCUCUUUCUUUACAAAAAAGUGGAUACAUGCCCCUUUACUUGACAGGAUAUUCUUUUAGGAAAGCGCUAACGCCCUUUAAAGAAUAGAAGGUAAGGCAGUCAACCCCUACCCUAUCUAUAAAAGUAAAUUAACAUUCCUUGGUGGGAAUGAAAAGCCAGUACCCCUAUCACAACAAGGCAGAUAGCGGAAAGGUGAGCAGCUAUAGCAUCAUUGUUCAUCUUCCCCUGCUCCGCUCUUAGAAAGAGAGUCAACCGAUGCCUUUUAUUUUUGUUAAUUAACUUAGCUAGCACCCCUCAAACAUCUGCAGAUCGGAGUCGUUCACUUCCCUUCCUAAUGCGAAAGAGCGUAUUCUUUUAUUGCAUUUAUUGCAGCUAAUUACGAAUCAAAAUCAGUCUUGUCUGUACCCCAAUCCCAAUGGCUAAGCUAAUUCGGCUCUUAAGCCGGGAGCCUGGAACCCCUUAAAUCAGUUAAACCUCACUCUGGCCUUGCUUUCGGGCUAUUUUGUGUACAUUCAGGAGGAUCUUUCCUUAUCAGGGACUCUUUUACCUUGGAAAAAUCAUACAGUUACUCCAAGGGGAGUUAGCAGUACCAACGAAUGAUAUAAUGACUACUCUUGCUUUGAAGGUCAGGAAAGGUUUACUUAGUCUUUACUCUACCUAUUCCUUAUUAAAUUAACGGAUUUCUUUAAGCAAAGAGAUCUCCCAACACAACCUUUCUCUAUUACCCUCUGAUCACUGAAAGCCCCUUUGUCCCGGGAUCAACUCAAUCAAUGAUCUUGAACAGCAUCGAAAUGCAGCAGGGGUGAAUGUACCAGAAUUCAAAGAGGGGUCUUCCGUCUAUCACACACUUUCUAUCUAUCUCUCGCUUGCUCGGCAAGCAAAUAAAUAAGUAAUUUUUAUUCUUCCAGUACUUUCUAAGCCCUACUUUACUUAACUUAGGGAUUGAGUUCAGUUAGUAAGGGAGGUUGCAGGUUUGUUUUCAUUUAACAUAUUCAUUUCUCAACCAUUCCGGCUAAGUAUUUCACCUUGAUCCCUUUGUUUUCUAAAUUGACGUCACGGACUCCCGAAGCACGUGGAGUCGGGCCCUCCUGAGGAUAAUAGAAAGUCAAAUUCAAAUAUGGUCAACCGUAAUGUGGAGAACUUUCGUAAUAGCACUAUGGCCAAUCCUUUAAGACUACCUGUAUGGGUCACAAAUUUAGGCCUCGAACUCACAUCGAGGUAGGAGAACAAAUAAGACAGCCGCUGGCACAACUACUGCAGCAAACGCAAUUGCAGCAGGUUAGGAUGAGCCGGGCGCCCUACGAAACUAGACUAGACAGCAACAAUGUGAUUUUUGUGACUGUUCUGCAAUUUAUUCAUUUAGUAAUAACUGGAUUCCCUUGACCUUCGCGCCGGCGGAGAUAGUGGUUGUAGUGUGGACGACCUCGCCAUCUUUCACGUCAGGAUCCGUUGCUCAACCCCCUUAAGUCCGACAUGUGAGUAGAAGCACUGUGCUGAUUCUCCCCCACGUCCAGCGGUUGAAAAACUAGAACUCGACUCGAAGAGUUGAGAUAGCUAAUCCCUAAGCAAUCACUUAGCUGCAGUUAACCCUAGCCUUAAGUUAAGCGCGCUCCGAAAGAAAGUUUAUUUAUUUGCAAAGAAGGAGGUGGGUAAGCAAAGAAUUGACUUCCCAGGAAGGAAGCCAAAACGCUGUUAAUCCGGAAUCAAAAGCUAGAACUAGGGCAGUCCGCGAUUCCGUUUUCAAUUCAGGAUAAAACGGGGUUCGACAUCUGCGGAUUUGAUUGGUGGAGUCAGUUUUGAAGUCUCUGUCUCAUCUAGAACGGACCUAGGGCUAGGUCUCUUGGAGCUCCGCUCGUUGCUUUGAAGCCUACUCUUGCUGGCUUUCAAGCCGGAGUGCUUAUCGCUUUACGAAACCACUUCUUUUCCGUAUUUACGAACGAAAGGAUAAUCCUUAUUAAAAUCAUUUUUUAUUAAAAAAUUCACUAACCUAACAAAGUAUUCCAUAAUGCCGUUCUCGGGCAUUACUUCUUUGAGCCUCUAUCGAGGACAAGUUGGAAGGGUGACUAGUUUCCGGCUGAACCGUAGACUUUGUUUGAUGGGGUAUUCAACUCUUUUCUAACCGCGCCGCCGGCUAAGAUACUUGACGAGCCAGAAGACACCCCGGGCCCAGAUGGAAGACUCGAUCAAAGAUUGCUUGUGAGGUAGGUGAAAUUCCAACCUUUAUCCCCUAUCCAAUUUCGGGGUCCAAGGACUCCUUUUCUUUGAAUCUUUGAUUCAGGUGUAAAAAAAUGGCAUAAAUUCUUUCCUUUCAAAGUAGCUAGUAGCUAAACCGGAUUCAAUUGAGUUGCUUUUCGCCUUUGAAUGCAGAGCAAGUCGUCUCCUUCCUUUUGGGUUAGGAAGUGGCAGGCUCGGAACGGUUCGCUCAGCAGACUCCGUAUCGAUCGUAUUGGUAUCGGAACUAGUAUAACGAUUUGGCAGAUACAACUAUGUAUGUUUCGGUGAACUCUCCAGUGGUCUCAUCUUCUACGUGAACCUUCUCCUCGUCAGGUUCUGACUCUGCUUAUGGAAAAGUCGAGACAAGCGGCUCGGGUAAAUGCUACUGAGGAUGAGUUUGCUUUUCGGUUCAUGCUAAGGUAUCGGAAUUCCCCCUAAUAGAGUAUAUAGGGAUAUGAAUUGAAUUUCAUUUGUUGUACAGCUAUUAUAAAUACAAUGCCAGGCUCCCAGGGUUGGGUGAGCCAUUCCAUCACCUAAACUUCACAUGGUAUCAGCUCGUAACCUCGCUCCUCACCUAACCGAGAGAAAGCCUUAGCCGUCUUCUCCUUUCUUCCGGGAACUUCGCUAGAGCUCUGUUUAAGAUGAGAUGUCAUUUAUCUCUGAAGCUACAGAAUCUGCCUCCAGUCAAAUCCGAUCACCACCCUCUUCUUUUUGACCUGCAAAGUGACCUCAGCCGGCAUUCAAGAGACCUUUGUUCUUUGAAGCGGCUUGAUUGACUUAUACUAACUCAUAAAGAAAAAGUUUGGUGAGUUUGUGAAGGAAAAUUGGAACUCAGGGGGGGUCUUGUAUAUUAUAAAAAAGAAGCAGCUUUUUUUGGGGAGUGAUCUUCUAUCAAUUUAAUAAGAUCCCUACGCGACUCUCCCCUCUAUUUAAGUAAGAGGAGGUUGAAGCUUAUGGUAAGUAGCCUAAGCUUUAAGAGCCUCCAAUCAUGUUACUUCAGCUAUAUGCUUCACACAUGCAAGUCGAUUCGUCAUUUAGUUAAGAACGAGGAUAGUAGAGAUAGAGAGAGGGUUUUAGCGAUGUUCGACUGUGUAGGGAGAGGUAGGUAAAGCAGCCUUACCCUGUCAAAGUAAAAACGAUUCUCCAACUGAUGAUUUUUAAGUUUCGGAUGUGAAGGCUUAGGCUUCCAUUUUUGUUUUAGGUUUCAUUUCUCCCUUUAUUUUAGUGGGCGCUCAGUUCCUUCCCUUGCUUCAGGAAAUUCAUUAAUGCGCUACCUUUACUUUUGCACCAGCCUUGUUGAGGUAGAAGACCGAGUCUACCUUUUCUUCUUUGACACCGAGGCUUAUCGAGGCCCUUUUAGUACUUCCAUGCUUCCUUUUAUACAGUAGUAAUAGUCAUAUGCUAGACAGAUUAGGGAUUAACGAACAUAGGUCAGUAAUAGCCUACUUGAAUGGAACCGCAUUCACAUAGAGAGAAAAAAACUUAUUAAGG